AUGAGUUCUCUUUCAUCUCCUAAUUACAUUGACAUUAAUGAAAGAUUUUAUUCACAAGACGGAAAAAAUCUCACCAAAGUCAAUGACAUAUCACCAUACAUCAGAAUAUCAGCUAAAUGUGAAUUGAUUUAUAAUAAAUGCUUUUAUAAACUAAAUUCAUUAAUUUCAUUUACGUUUGAAGAAAAUCCAAACUUAACAAUAAUUGGAAAAGAAAGCUUUUAUGAAUGCCAGAAUAUUACUAACAUUAAUUUAUCAUCAUGUAGUAAGCUUAAAAUAAUAUCCGGUUAUGCAUUUUAUAGAUGCUUAAAAGUUGCUGAAAUACUAUUACCAAGAGGACUUCUUGAAAUACAUACUUUUGCAUUUUGUGUUAAUGGAUUAGUAACAAAUAUUACAAUUCCAGCUUCUGUUGAAAUAAUUGGUCAAGAAGGAAUUUACGCCUGUAGAAAACUAGAAAAUGUUAUUUUUGAAGAAGGCUCAAAUUUGACUUCAUUAGAAGAUCAUGUAUUUGCCGAAACAGGAAUUACUUCGUUUCAAAUUCCAGAGAAGGUUUCAUACAUUCAUGGAUGGGCAUUUCAUGAUGGACAGUUAACAAAUCUUUCACUACAUCCUAACAAUAAUUAUUUAAUAAUUGAAAAUAACAAUAUUGUUUAUUCUUCAAAUAAAAGUAUUUUAUUCUUUAUUUGUAACAAAUCUUUCCAAACAUAUGAAAUUCCAAAUACCAUCACAACUUUAGGAGAAUAUUGUCUUUCAUAUUCCGAUCUUAAAUCAAUCACAUUACCUAAUUCAGUAACAACAAUAAGAAGUAAAUCCUUUACUAAUUCAAUACUAACAUCAGUCAUAAUUCCAAAAAACGUAAAAAGUAUUGGAGAUAAUGCUUUCUUUCGAUGCUAUAAUUUGAUAAAUGUUACAUUUUUAGGACAUUUAGAUUAUAUUGGUAGUGGAAUAUUUUGGGAUUGCUUAAAUCUUGAACACAUAAUCUUCCCAAAAUCAACGAUGAUUAUUAGUGCACAUAAUUUUAUUACAAUUGGUGUCUCUAAAGUUUGUAUCUCAUUAACUAACAAAGCAUUAUUUUCUUCAUUAUAUGCAAUAAGGAAAAAUACGAAUGUUUCAAUUUCAUAUUUAAACGAAUCAAAUCUUAUUAUUACUUCACAACUAUUUAUUAUGAAUUCAAAUCAAACAAUUAUCUAUGAAUUUUGGGGAUUUCCCAAAGAAUACUAUAAUGAUAUAAAAAUCCCUAAUAAUGUAACGACAAUCAAAGAAAGCGCAUUCGAAAAUUCUACAAUUAAAAGUAUUAAUUUUGAAUUAGGUUCACAACUUUCUAUAA
This is a messenger RNA of Trichomonas vaginalis G3, 1324 nucleotides long. Its product is annotated as ribonuclease inhibitor domain-containing protein. The annotation marks the transcript as partial. NCBI's taxonomy places the organism in Eukaryota, Parabasalia, Trichomonadida, Trichomonadidae. The transcript has a single exon. The record is from RefSeq and is a predicted model, not a curated record.